Molecule: messenger RNA, 2342 nt
Organism: Serpula lacrymans var. lacrymans S7.9
Lineage: Eukaryota; Fungi; Basidiomycota; Agaricomycetes; Boletales; Serpulaceae
Gene: mip1
Product: mitochondrial intermediate peptidase
Exons: 4
Coding region: 55-2259 (734 amino acids)
Biological process (GO): peptide metabolic process
Cellular component (GO): mitochondrion
Molecular function (GO): metalloendopeptidase activity
Source: RefSeq, a predicted model, not a curated record
CAAGGAUGCCUCUACGCAAAGAAAUAUGCAUUUCACCGACAAGCUUCGUCUGCUAUGCCCACCUUGCCCGCUUCGUCAGACGACAUAGAGCUCGCAUAUCUGUUUGACCAACCACAAGCAGGAAGGAAACCAUCUUUUACAUCUCUCACCGGUAUUUUUCGACAUCCACAACUAACCACUCCUGCUGCAUUCACGGCUCUGGCGGACUCGACACUGGUACGAGCCCAUUUGCUGACUGAGCGAAUACUACGAGCACGAGAGUCACGUACCGAACUAUUCAAAGUGGUCAAGAACUUGGACAGGCUCAGCGAUUUGCUAUGUGGUGUAAUAGACUUGACGGAGCUAGUACGAAAUGCGCACCCGGACCCUACGUGGAUUGAGAGUGCCAAUGAAUGCUACGAGAAGUUAUGCGAGUUCAUGAAUGUUUUGAACACUAACGUGGGUUUAUACGAGGUUCUACACGCUGUCUUGUCAGAUCCCGAGGUUGUAAAGUCAUUCAGUCCCGAAGCACACCAAACCGCAUUGAUUUUCUGGCGUGAUUUCAAGAAAUCUGCCAUCGACCUGCCGCCAGAACAGCGAGAAAGGUUCGUAACCUUGUCAUCAGAAAUUCUUUCAGUAGGUCGGCAGUUCGUAAACGAAGCUUCGGCUCCUCGCCCUCCGACGGCUAUCAAGCCAUCAGAGCUUCAGGGGUUAAAACAAAAUGGAAUGGGAACUAGACUGCAGCUUCAAGCGCGCGUCACUCAACGAGAUCUUCUUGUAUAUCCCGGAUCACUCCAAGCGCAUAUGAUUAUGCGGUCUGCCCCUGCGGAAGAACCUCGAAAAAAAGUAUACAUGGCUUCCCACUCGAGCACUCCAGAACAAAUAGAAUAUUUGGAGAGACUGCUUCACGCACGAGCAGAACUUGCACGACUGGUUGGGUACGAUAGUUACGCCAGCAUGACUCUCAACGACAAGAUGGCGAAAUCACCGGAGAAUAUCAAUCAAUUUCUGGAUACAUUAUUGGAUCGCACAAACUCCUAUGCGCGAAGCGCUUUGCAUGCUUUAAGCUUGCGAAAGCAAGCCCAUAUCAACGCACCGACACUACCCAUUAUUCAGGCGUGGGAUAGGGACUAUUAUUGCCCUCCUGAGCCUCCAGCACCACCUAUCGCCUUACCUCCUUUAACGCUAGGCCGGGUGUUCAUGGGUCUUUCACGACUAUUUAAACAUUUAUAUGGAGUUUCACUUCGACCUGCGGAAGUUUUAACGGGCGAAGUAUGGCAUUACAACGUACACAAACUAGAAGUAUUAGAUGAGGAUUCCGGGGUCAUCGGAUGGAUUUAUGCGGAUUUAUUUGCCCGUGCGGGGAAGUCAUGUGGUGCAGCCCAUUACACUGUACGCUGCUCACGUCGGACUGACGAUGAUGACGAAGCUGGCGAUCUCAUGGUGGAGAAUGCACAAGAUAUUCUUCGUUCAUCGCAAGAGUUCGAAGAAGUAAAACGGCAGAAAGUUAAAGGGAAAGAUGGUGUGUACCAACUUCCUCUAGUGGUUCUAUUGUGCGAAUUCGCACGUCCCACGAUAUCUCGUGGUCCUACCGUCCUUGAGUGGCACGACGUGUUAACACUAUUUCACGAGAUGGGACAUGCCAUGCAUUCAAUGAUCGGUCGAACAGAGUAUCACAACGUCGCUGGUACCCGUUGCGCUACCGACUUUGUUGAGCUCCCAUCAAUACUCAUGGAACAUUUCCUAAACUCUCCAAUGGUUCUCUCUCUUUUUGACCCUGACAGCUCGUCUGCGACCAGACAGAUAGGCAACCAUCACGAAGACCCAUGUCGUUCCAUCGACACCCAUAGUCAGAUACUCCUCUCCGUAUUGGAUCAGGUCUAUCAUUCACCAACCGUCCUCGAACCCCACUUUGACUCGACAGCCGCUCUUGCUAAUUUGCACGAUACGCGCGGUUUGAUCCCUCACGCCCCAGGGACUUCCUUCCAGACACAGUUCAGCCAUCUGUUCGGGUACGGUGCAACGUAUUAUUCCUACUUAUUUGACCGUGCCAUCGCAUCGCAUGUGUGGCGCAAGGUCUUUUCAGAUAACCCACUCAACCGUGAGACUGGCGAGAAAUACAAAAGGGAGGUUUUGCGUUAUGGUGGAGGGAAAGAUCCGUGGAUGAUGCUCAGCGCAUUGCUUGGGGCUCCCGAACUUGAGGUCGGCGACGCAGAAGCGAUGCGCGAGGUUGGCAGGUGGCGAAUUGAAGAUGAGGUAGCUGUUCCAGGAAGACACUGAUAUCUCAGAGGGUCUAAAUGUUCAUUCAAUUUGUAGCAUAGUUUACUGUUGUAAAUAGACAUCACAGCUGAUUUCAUAACGAU